AUGUCGGAGGAUUUGAACAAGAAGACCGAAGAAUUGUCUCUCGAGAAUGAAAAGACCGUCUUGAGCAGCAAGGAGGAAUUCACGGCCAAGCACCCUUUGAACUCCAAGUGGACUUUGUGGUACACGAAGCCCAUGACCAACAAGUCCGAGACUUGGCAGGACUUGUUGAAGCCCGUCAUCACCUUCGGCUCCGUCGAGGAAUUCUGGUUGCCCUUGAAGUCGGACUACCACUUGUUCAAGGAAGGAAUCAAGCCUGAGUGGGAAGAUGAGGCCAACGCCAAGGGUGGCAGAUGGCAAUACUCCUUCAACAACAAGCGUGACGCCAUGCAGGUGAUCAACGACUUGUGGUUGCGUGGUCUUUUGGCCGUGAUUGGCGAGACUAUUGAGGAUGACGAGAACGAGGUUAAUGGUAUUGUGUUGAAUGUCAGAAAACAGGCUUUCCGUGUUGGUAUCUGGACCAAGGACUGCGAUGAGUCCAAGUUGGUUACCAUUGGUGAGAGAUUCAAGAAGGUGUUGAGAUUGCCUGACGACCAGAAGGUGGAGUUCAUGUCCCACGACACCUUCAACGCCAAAGGUGACGCCCAGAUUUCCAUCUAG
Molecule: messenger RNA, 597 nt
Organism: Candidozyma duobushaemuli
Lineage: Eukaryota; Fungi; Ascomycota; Pichiomycetes; Serinales; Metschnikowiaceae
Gene: EIF4E
Product: translation initiation factor eIF4E
Exons: 2
Coding region: 1-597 (198 amino acids)
Biological process (GO): translational initiation
Cellular component (GO): cytoplasm; eukaryotic translation initiation factor 4F complex
Molecular function (GO): RNA 7-methylguanosine cap binding; translation initiation factor activity
Source: RefSeq, a predicted model, not a curated record